Malania oleifera is the source of this 2823-nucleotide messenger RNA. Its product is annotated as protein PLASTID TRANSCRIPTIONALLY ACTIVE 16, chloroplastic. Lineage: Eukaryota; Viridiplantae; Streptophyta; Magnoliopsida; Santalales; Ximeniaceae. Bases 1028 to 2584 code for a protein of 518 amino acids. The record is from RefSeq and is a predicted model, not a curated record. The transcript is spliced from 5 exons.
GGAGAGGUCUAUUGCAAUCUGUUCGUGUGCCACAGUACAAAAUAUUUAGUUGUGUCCAAUGAAAAAUUGCCCCCUCUGGAAGAGGAGAUUUUCAUGAAAAUUGCUUGUGCCUGUGAUGUCCUUGCUGAUGAACCUAGUGUGGACCAUUUUAUCGCUAGCCUGUAUUGGUAAAAUAUCACUGAGGACAUCUUUUACUGUGUCAGGCAUUGGUUUCCAUCCUACGAUUUCACUCUACCUUUGGUACAUAAGAAUGGAACACGGAACUUCAAAAAAAAAAAAAAAUGAGGAAUCAAAUUUAUUAUUUGAUUUUUUUUUUUAAUACUGUAACGAAUAAUUUAGUCUCUUUCCAUUUUUUUUACAUCAUUUCAUUUUGCAUAUAAAACACGGCACAAAUGUAAUACUCAGCUGUGUUGAAAAUGAAAUAUAGAACCCUUGAAUUUGCGGUUGCCAUGAGGUUGCAAUGUUGGUGUGUAAGCAUGUAGGUAUCAUCUGUAGGAUGUGGCCAGGCCAUUCGAUGUUCAGUGAACCAAUGAGGGGAGUAAAUUAUUGGGUCAUUUAUGGGGAAAAAAUAAGGUUGUCUGGGAGGGCUAGCCCGUAGGCCUCUGGAGAUUGGAAUUGCUCCUUGUAGAUAGGUUUUAUUAUUUGGAGUGAUUUUAUUGGAUGGCAAUUUUUUUUAUCUCUCUUUAUAACUUGGGGAUUAAGGGUGAGGAUAUACUGAGUCGAUGGGUUGUUUCAAAUGCAUUUAAAGACUCGUUCGGGGUGGGGAUGUCAUUGUCUGGGAGUUGAAUAACCCGUAAAUAGGGUAUCAUUGAAACGUCUGGUGUUCAACUUCUCUCUAGUGGAUAACUUGUGAUUACGUGGCUCAAUCCCAUUUGCCAUCCCCUCUCACCUUCCCAUACAGAUAGCAUUCCGGCUAAAAGAAAGUUCCAACCACAUUACAUGAAGUGUUCUGUUCUGUGCCCGAAUAACCCAUAUAUCAUGAGAGUUUCAAAGGAAAAUUCAUUUUGAGCCAGCCACCUUUGCCCCCAUGGCUCCGACUCUCACCUCUCACUCAUUUCUCUUGACCUCCGCCCCCCAGUCAAGGCUCACUCUCAAGGUUUUCGCCAAGAGGCCCGCCACCUCCUCCCAGCUCCGCCUCGGCAAGUCCUCCGGCGGUGGCGAUGACUCCUUGGAAGCAUCCAAUUCCAAUCCCUUCGCCUUCUUCAACUUUGGAGAUAAGGUUCCCGACAUGAAAGCUCUGAUCCCAGUGGUGGGCAGCCCGUCGACGGGGCUGUCGUUUGGAAAUCAAAGGCGGAAGGAUCCCAACACAGUGUUUGUGGCCGGGGCGACGGGGCAGGCAGGGGUUCGCGUUGUGCAGGUGCUGCUGCGGGAAGGGUUUAGCGUUAGGGCUGGUGUGCCGGAGCUUGCUGCUGCACAGGACCUCGCCCGCCUUGCUUCCAGUUACAAGAUCAUAUCCAAGGAGGAAUCGAAGCGCCUCAACGCCGUCGAAUCCACCUUCCAAGACGCGGAGUCGAUCGCAAAGGCGAUCGGCAACGCCGGCAAGGUGGUGGUGACGAUCGGCCCCUCCGAGAAUGGCCCCACGGCUGAGGUCACCACCUCCGACGCCCUCCAGGUGGUCGAAGCGGCUCAGCUCGCCGGCGUCGGCCACGUGGCAAUCGUCUACGAUGGCAACGCUACCGCCUCCUCGUCGACCUACAACGUGUUCGAUGGCAUCUCGUCGUUCUUCGGCAACCUCUUCUCGCGGUCUCAGCCGCUGACGGUGGCGGAGUUCCUGGGGAAAGUGGCGGCGACGGACGUCAGCUAUACCCUCAUAAAGACCAAUCUCACGGAGGAUUUCUCCCCGGAAAGAUCGUACAAUGUUGUCGUGUCAGCCGAAGGACGCGUCGAUACUGCGAACGACUACAAAGUAGCGAAGUCACAGAUAGCAUCAAUGGUGGCAGAUGUAUUCUCCAACACUGCAGUGGCAGAAAAUAAGGUUGUGGAAGUUUCCACUGAUCCAUCAGCCCCAGCAAAGCCUGUAGAUGAGCUUUUCAGAGCCAUUCCUGAGGAUGGAAGAAGGAAGGCUUAUGCCGAAGCGUUGGCAAAGGAAAAAGCAGAGGAGGAAGCGAGAAGAGCCACCGAGAAAGCUCGGGAGGCAGCCAAGGCAGCGAAGAAGCUCGAAGAGGAGGUGAAAAAGCUUUCGGAGCAGGAAGCCCAGGCUGCCACUCUCGCGGAAGAGGCUCAGGAGAAGGCGGCAGCUGCAGGGGCCUCAGUGGAAAACCUGUUGAGCAAGGCAAAGGACUUGGGUUCUGGACUGUCAUGGGAUAAACUGAGCUCGCAGUUGGCCACUGCGGUUCAGAAACCGGGCGGUGGUGGUGGCGGUGGCGGUGGGGAGAAACCGAAGGUGCAGAUUGCGACUGUGAGGGGGCAGGCCAAGGCUCGGACGCUGCCGGCAAAGAAGGCGGUUGUCAAGCCAUCAAUCCCAAAGUUUGGAGGGUUGAAACCAAAGGCCAGACCUGAAGGAGGAGCAGAGGCAAAGACAGAAGAGAGGAGCAUUUUGGGAGGUCUGUUCAAGCAAGAAACCAUCUACAUUGAGGAUGACUGAAGGGAUGCUUUUUGGGCAUUGGGGCAGAUGGGUUGUUUGAAGUGUCAUGAAUUAUAUAUAGUUGGUGAAAGAAGAUUUGGCUGAGCUUUUGCAAGGAAUGUGUAGCACCCUUUGGAUCAUACAUAAGAGUAUCUCUUUAAGGAUCUCUCUCUCUCUCUCUCUCUCUCUCUCAAACUUGAGAUUGAUGUAAAUUUCAGCUGAAUUAUUAUAUUAACAUGUCAUGAUUACAGAAUUGCAAA